Oryza sativa Japonica Group (Japanese rice) is the source of this 1786-nucleotide messenger RNA. Its product is annotated as putative ubiquitin-conjugating enzyme E2 38. The record is from RefSeq and is a predicted model, not a curated record. Lineage: Eukaryota; Viridiplantae; Streptophyta; Magnoliopsida; Poales; Poaceae. Gene Ontology annotation, molecular function: ubiquitin conjugating enzyme activity.
CUAUACCAAAAGGCUUGGGUUGUUUUUGAAAAGAAGUAACGUCAGAAUUUAAGGCUCGUCUGACCUAUUUUCCCCUUCGUGUUCUCCAUUUUGUUGUGAAAUAUCCCCCUUUGCCCAUAGAAUUACACCCAGACGCCACGAAACCAUGCCAUCCCCCUCGCCUGUACCCUCUUCCACGGCGGAGGGUUCUUCCAAGAAUUCCCCCACCAAAGGAAGCUUAUCAUUGGGGGAUCUUGAUGCUGUCGAGGUGUUGCCGGCAUCGGCGACUGCUGGAUGGAGUUCUGCUCGCCAAAAACGAAAAUGGAGCCAGAGUGGUUCCACUAAGGAUGUUGCUGGCCCAAGUUCUAUUGCAUUGAAGAAUGUUGAUCCAUCGGAUGGAGUAGGAGCUUUCCCUAAAGCUAUGUCACUUGCCGAUUACCUCAAGCUGGAGGGAAGCGAUAUCAACUUAAACAUAAAUACAUAUUAUUACUUGGUUGCACUUGGUGAGGGAGGUAUUGUUGUAGAGGGACAAACUUCUGCUGAGAAGCCGCACCAGCAUAAACAGAUGAAGCAUGUGGACCCUAAAAUUGAUGAAAAAUACGUGGAAUUUAAGCAAUUUGAUAUUGUAGGUGAUCACUCUGAUCACUUCUAUUCGAACCCAAGAGAAAGGAAGGUUCAAGUAGUUAAUGAGCCUGGGAAGGACUGGGUGAAGCGGAUUCAACAUGAAUGGAAAGUCCUAGAGAAAGAUUUGCCAGAUAAUAUAUUUGUAAGAGUUUAUGAGGAUAGGUUGGAGCUGCUUAGAGCAGUCAUUAUUGGACCAUCAGGCACUCCUUACCAUGACGGGCUAUUCUUUUUUGAUGUUUAUUUCCCUCCCCAAUAUCCUAGAAACCCUCUGCUAGUGAUCUAUCACUCUGGAGGUAUGCGGCUUAAUCCAAAUCUCUAUGCCUGUGGGAAAGUCUGUCUCAGUUUGUUAAACACAUGGCCUGGUGAUGGAUGUGAGAAGUGGAACCCAUCCAAUUCAACGCUACAAGUCCUAGUCUCCAUUCAAGCCUUGGUAUUAAAUGCAAAACCUUAUUUUAAUGAACCUGGUUUCGAAAGUUAUGCUAAUACACCUCGGGCAGAGAAGAAGUCUAUAGCUUAUAAUCAGGAGACUUUUCUGUUGUCCUGCAAAACAAUGUUGUAUUCUCUUCGCAAUCCACCAAAGCAUUUUGACGACUUCAUUAUUGGUCAUUUUCACAAAUAUGGGCAUAGUAUCCUCAUAGGAUGCAAUGCCUAUAUGGAUGGUGCCCAAGUUGGAAGCAUUAUAGGAGGGGUGAAGGCUAUUGACAAAGGCAACAAAGGCUGCUCAACAAAGUUUAAGGGUUCAUUGAAGAAAUUAUUUGAGGAACUUAUGAUGGAAUUCAUUGGUAUAGGUGUUGAUUGUCAUGAAUUCAUGAUAGACACCACAUUGAAGCUCUAAGAAUAAAAAUAACUGAUGAUAUUGUCAAUUUUGGUUUUCUUGGCAUGGAUGUAGAAUUAUUGAUUCUAUCCUCAAAACUCAAAGUGAAGGUCAUAAGGCCUGCAAUAGAUAUGGACCUAUAGUCCAUAUUUCUAUUGGUAGAUUGCAUGAACAUAUAUUUGUUUUGCUAUUUUCAAGACAUAUGUUGCACAUGUGGCUUUUAUUUCACCAUCCAUGUAAGAAUUAGUGAUGUUACCCAGAUUGUUGGGUAAUGCAAGUAGGCUAGCUUGAUCUUGUUAACUUAUGCCUAUCAUGAGCUGGUAGUUCUAUUAUUUAAUAAGUGCAACAUGAAAGACUUAUUCCUAACAA